AUGGCCAUAAACCUAGCCAAAUUUCUCAUACUGUUUUUCACUAUUUCGAUCUGCAACGCCGUCACGAAUCCAAGUCCGAUUUCCGAUUCUCACCGUUCCGCUGCUUUACAACUCUUCGAUGGUUCCUCUUCAAGAGAAUCCGGAAGCACCGUGACGGCAGCGACUGGCGGCGAUUCGUUGUUUGAAAAGAUCCCAGCGAAGCUUCACUUUGACGAAUCAUCCUCUGAUUCCGACUCUGAUUCUCAUUCCGAAUCUGUUAAACCGGAGAUUUCAUCAGUUAAGGACAAGGUUUUUCGCCUUUUUGGAAGGGAGAAGCCCGUUCACUCCGUUCUCGGCGGCGGAAAGCGCAGAAGCAAAGAACCUGAUUACGUUCCCCAUGUUGUGGCUCAAAUGAAGGCUUCUUAUUUGCAUUAUUAUGAUUUAACCGGCCAGAAUUGUAUGGACUCCUCUACCGUGAAAGAGUUUGUUUUAUUUUCUGUAAAGCUCGGGCAAAGUGAUGCUCAGGACGCCGACUAUCAGCCAAAAGACGAGCUUGCUGCUAUUGCCGUCAAAAUACCUAAAGCUAUCAGUUUCAUUAACAAUCAACAUCAUAGCAGUUGCCACAGUGAUAGUCAUGACAUUGUCCAUGCAACGGUUGUGCUCCCAGGCGGGGUUCAUAGUUUUCCAAGUAAAGGCGGACCUUCAUCACUACUUGAGCGGUGGAAAUCCGGUGGAUCAUUAGAAAACCACUGUCAUCCAAACCUUAUUUUGCAGGUGUUUGUGAAUGAUCAAUUCUUGAACUGGGAUCCCGAGAACAGAAUCAAAGUCAGAAUUGUCUCAGCCAGAUCAUACCAUUCAUUGUUCAUGCACAACAUGUGUAUCCGACCCAGUCCUGAAGAGCUGGAGAAUUUUGGUACUCCGGACUUCACUAUAUACAAUGCGGGAAAGUUUCCAUGUAACCGUUUCACUCACUACAUGACAUCUUCCACUAGCAUUGAUCUUAAUCUUGCUAGAAGGGAAAUGGUUAUCCCCGGCACACAAUAUGCCGGGGAAAUGAAGAAAGGUCUUUUCAGUGUCAUGCAUUAUCUCAUGCCUAAGCGCCAAAUUCUCUCCUUACACUCUGGUUGCAAUAUGGGCAAAGAUGGUGAUGUUGCACUCUUCUUUGGACUCUCAGGUACCGGAAAGACUACUCUUUCUACCGAUCAUAAUAGGUAUUUGAUCGGAGAUGAUGAACAUUGCUGGAGUGAGAAUGGUGUCUCCAACAUUGAAGGUGGUUGUUAUGCUAAAUGCAUUGAUCUGUCCCGGGAGAAAGAGCCUGAUAUCUGGAACGCAAUUAGGUUUGGUACAGUGCUGGAAAACGUGGUGUUUGAUGAGCACACUAGAGAAGUUGAUUACUCUGACAAAUCAGUUACAGAAAAUACUCGUGCGGCCUAUCCUAUUGAGUACAUUCCAAAUGCAAAGCUACCAUGUGUUGGACCUCAUCCAAAGAAUGUUAUUCUUUUGGCAUGUGAUGCAUUUGGUGUGCUACCGCCUGUGAGUAAACUAAACCUGGCGCAGACCAUGUACCAUUUCAUCAGUGGAUAUACAGCUCUGGUUGCUGGAACUGAGGAUGGCAUGAAGGAGCCACAAGCAACAUUUUCGGCCUGUUUUGGUGCAGCAUUUAUAAUGUUACACCCUACAAAAUAUGCUGCAAUGCUUGCUGAAAAAAUGGAGAGUCAUGGUGCAACAGGGUGGCUUGUUAACACCGGUUGGUCUGGUGGCAGCUAUGGUACCGGAAACCGUAUCAAACUAAGUUAUACUAGAAAAAUAAUUGAUGCUAUUCACAAUGGGAGCCUCCUGAAGGCAGAGUACAAGAAGAGUAAGAUUUUUGGCCUUGAGACCCCAACAGCUGUAGAGGGUGUCCCUUCAGAAAUUCUCGAUCCUGUGAAUGCGUGGACUGACAAAGAUGCCUACAAUGAGACAUUGUUGAAGUUGGCUGGAUUGUUCAGGAAAAAUUUUGAAACAUUCACCAACUACACAAUUGGAAAGGGUGGUGACAACCUCACAGAAGAGAUUCUUGCUGCUGGACCAAUCUUUUGA
Molecule: messenger RNA, 2058 nt
Organism: Vicia faba (fava bean)
Lineage: Eukaryota; Viridiplantae; Streptophyta; Magnoliopsida; Fabales; Fabaceae
Source: the annotation of a GenBank genome assembly